Malaya genurostris is the source of this 1402-nucleotide messenger RNA. RefSeq names its product protein CLP1 homolog (gene cbc). The record is from RefSeq and is a predicted model, not a curated record. The transcript is spliced from 3 exons. Gene Ontology annotation, cellular component: mRNA cleavage factor complex; nucleus. Gene Ontology annotation, biological process: tRNA splicing, via endonucleolytic cleavage and ligation. Lineage: Eukaryota; Metazoa; Arthropoda; Insecta; Diptera; Culicidae. Gene Ontology annotation, molecular function: polynucleotide 5'-hydroxyl-kinase activity. Bases 102 to 1370 code for a protein of 422 amino acids.
UUUGUUUUGUUUGUAUUUUGAACGGAAUUGUAAUAUAUUUUUGUACGGUACGAUCCGGUAACAAAUCAGCGGAUGUUUUAAUCUAUUCAACACUAUCCGGAAUGAGCGAGGAUAACGACGGACCGCGAACAGAGUAUAAGUUGGAGACGGACUCGGAGCUACGAUUUGAGAUUGAAAAUAAGAAUGAAGUCACCAUAACCCUGCUCAGUGGUUACGCGGAGCUUUUUGGUACGGAGUUGGUGAUGAAGAAACCUUACGUAUUCGGGUUAGGCGAAAAGGUUGCCAUCUUCACUUAUCACGGUUGUGUUAUCGAGCUGCGCGGUAAACCGGACGUUGCCUAUGUGGCUCGAGAAACUCCUAUGGUACAAUAUCUUAAUUGUAGCUCUGCUUUGGAACACUUGAGAGCUAAGGCCGAGUUAGACGAUGUUCAAGGCCCGGUGGUGAUGGUUGUUGGCCCGAUGGAUGUAGGAAAAUCAACCCUUUGUCGAAUUUUCUUGAACUACGCUGUACGACUAGGACGGAGACCGGUAUACGUGGAUUUAGACGUUGGCCAAGGUUCGAUUGCCAUUCCGGGCACAAUUGGAGCAUUGUUGGUAGAACGGCCGGCUCCAGUGGCCGAAGGAUUCGCCCAGCAGGCUCCUUUGGUUUAUCAUUUUGGGCACACAUCACCGUCUGACAAUGACGUUUUCUAUAAUGUGCUGAUAUCUAAGCUGGCUGAAACCACGUUGGAACGGCUUGAAGCAAACAAAAAAGCCAAAUAUUCUGGAAUGAUUAUAAACUCUUGCGGAUGGGUGAAAGGGAACGGUUAUAAAAAUAUUUUACAUUCCAUCAAAGAAUUCGAAGUGAAUGCAGUUUUUGUGUUGGAUCAGGAACGGUUGUACAACGAAUUACUGCGGGAUGUGGAUCGUACUGUACAAGUUGUUUUCUUGCCUAAAAGUGGUGGCGUCGUAGAGCGCCCCAGAGCACAAAGAGCCGAGUCUCGUGACAACCGCAUAAGGGAAUAUUUUUACGGUUCCAAGAUGCCACUUUAUCCACAUUCUUUUGAUGUUAAAUUUAGCGACGUGAAACUGUUCAAAGUCGGCUCGCCUGCUUUGCCGGAUUCGUGUCUGCCAUUGGGUAUGAAGAAAGAGGACAAUUUUACCAAAUUAGUCCCGGUCCAGCCGGGACCACACUUAAUGCACCAUAUUUUGGCGGUGAGUUUCGCUGAGAGUACCGAGGAAAAUGUGAUACAAUCAAACGUCGCUGGAUUUAUUUGCGUAACCAACGUUAACAUGGAGAAGGAAGUGCUGACGGUUCUUUCGCCCCAACCGAGGCCGCUACCGCAGACAAUCUUACUCGUUUCCGACUUGCAGUUUAUGGAUAGUCAUUGAGUUUCUUAUUGCGAAUAAAAUAGUUAUUUCGA